CCCAUUCAUGAAAUUAGGACUUAUUGACCCAGACUGAAGAGAGAAUGGCCCAGAAAUGUGUGUGCUGCUGCUAGAGUGAAACAAUAAAUUAUGAAUCAGGUAGCAGUUGAGGUCCAACGGGUUGCCACAAUAUGAAGCAAAUGAAAAUCCAAAAUAAUGUGAAAGAGGCUAGCACAAUGUUUUCAAUCAAAAAGCAAACCUUUAGUCGGAGUAGCUGGUACAUUAGAGUCUGGAGCAGUAAGGACUUUGGAAGAUGGGGGUCUUGGUUCACCUGGGUUAACUUUUUGCUUUGGGGCAUCGCGUAUACUAACAGGUGUACUUGUAGGACGAAUUGGAACACCUGCAGCAGUAAUGCAAUGAGAACGAGGAAAACGAAGCAGAGAUCAAUUUUAAAAAGCAAAAGUUUAGAACUUCGAUGGUUUCAUACCACCACCCGAACAGAUAUUACCCAUUGCAUUACGCGGCUCAAUGUUUAUCACCAAGAAUGAUAAAACUCUUUAUGGAGCUUGGAGCAAACUCUGAUGUGAUAUGCAUUGAUCAUGGGAGUAAGGAUGUUGGACUCACCCCACUAGAUGUGGCUCUCAAAACGGCAAUCUGCAACAACAAAGCUGUCCUUGAUUGGUCUCCUUCCGAGUCUAUCUUUAAGCUGAUCUUUUUACUUUGUCUCCUGGAACUGAGCCACUAGAGGCCAUAAAGUUGCUUGCUUUCAAAACUGAAGAGCUUCAACAUAUGACGAGUAUGUCCUUGGCACGAUGUGGAAAACUUCUGGAGCUAUGUGUUUUGCUUAUGGUGGCUUGGGAAAAGUUGUUAAAUAAAGCUAAUGCUGAUGAAAGCCCCCCAUUAGAACGAUGCAUGAAGGAAGAGUUACAAUGGACAUUUGUUGAGAAGGCUAAAAUGUUUUCAAUCAAGUCGGUGGUGUUCUUGACAAGUUUCGUCUUUCAGAAAGAACAGAGAGCCCCCCCCCAUUCAGCCAAUGGAUCGUCACGAUCUCGCGGUAGAAUUUGCUGAUUCAUUGAGAGCAGCCGGAUUCAAGUUGGAAAUUAAGGGCACACAUGAAGAUAUAAGAAAGGCUUAAGAAGAAAGUGCAACCUGCGGCUCCUUCUUCUUUGGUGAGAGCUUCAGUUUCAUUGUAGAAAAGUAUCAUGGAAAAUGGUUGUUUUUUUUCACUUUCUCAAUUUGUUCUUUCUCUAUGUAAGAAUGCUAGUAUUUGGCAUUAAAUCUGAUAUUUUCCGGCGGGUACAUGUCAGAUAUGGAAUGACCUCCCUUUUACUGGAACGAUUUGUUUGACUUG
Molecule: messenger RNA, 1291 nt
Organism: Cuscuta campestris
Lineage: Eukaryota; Viridiplantae; Streptophyta; Magnoliopsida; Solanales; Convolvulaceae
Source: the annotation of a GenBank genome assembly